Messenger RNA from Rotaria sp. Silwood1, 2094 nucleotides. The record is from the annotation of a GenBank genome assembly. Lineage: Eukaryota; Metazoa; Rotifera; Eurotatoria; Philodinida; Philodinidae.
AUGUCGAAAUCAACAGAAAAUCUAACUGAUCGAGCUGCAGAAGAACAAUUAGCUGCACAUCCUCCAAAAAUUCCAACUCAUCCAAGUGAAAAAGAAAAUCUUCCAUCACAGAAUAUUGUUCCUGAUGGUGUUUCACUACCUAUACAACAUCCACUUGAUCCAUUAAAUGCUGAUGAAAUUAAUUUAACAACACGAUUACUUAAACAAUCAUCAAAAUUUCAAGAUUAUAUGCGUAUUAUUUCAAUUAUUCCAAAUGAACCUCAAGAUAAAAAUUAUGUUCGAAAUUAUAAAUCAAAUGAUACAUUACAACGAUGUGUAACUGUAACAAUUCGAGAUCCAAAAGGACGAACAACCUAUCAAUUUAUUGUUGAUUUAACAAAUAAAACUAUUGAAAAUAUUAUUGAAUUUAAAUGCGCUCAACCUAGUGGAUCAUAUGAUGAAAUAAUCCAAGCUGAUAAUGCACUUCGUAAAAGUGAAGCUUUAUUAUCUGCAUUUGCAAAACGAAAUAUUAAUAUGUAUGACGUUGUUUUUUAUCCAUUUUCAGCAAGUUAUCGUGAUGAACGAGAUUCUGCAUCUAAACGACGAAUAUUUCGUCCAUAUGGUGCUAUUAGAAAAACUCCAGAAGAUAAUUAUUAUGCUCAUCAUAUUGAAGGUCUUGUAAUAACAGUUGAUUUAGAUUCAUUUACUGUUGAAGUUGAAGAUUAUAUGAUUGUACCAAUACCUCCAAAGGCUGGGAAUUAUGAUUCAGAAAGUAUUAAAUCACCAGAUAAUAUUCCUUAUUUUCCUGAUGGUGUUCGAAAAGAUCUGAAACCAUUAAUCAUUACUCAACCAGAAGGUCCAUCAUUUGAAAUUGAUGGUUAUCAAAUAUCAUGGCAAAAAUGGCGUUUUCGUGUUGGAUUUAAUGUUCGUGAAGCUCUUACAAUAAAUAUGGUUGAAUAUUUUGAUCAAAAUCGUUGGAGAUCUAUUUUAUAUCGAGCAGCACUUAGUGAAAUGUGGGUACCAUAUGGUGAUGCUAGUCCUUCACAUAAUUAUAAAAAUGCAUUUGACAUGGGUGAAGCUGGUUUAGGUAUACUUGCAAAUAGUUUAGUAUAUGGCUGUGAUUGUCUUGGUGAAAUUCGUUAUUUGGAUGUAAUUAUUCAUAAUAAUCAAGGUCAAGCAUUAUUAUUAAAAAAUGCUAUUUGUAUUCAUGAAGAAGAUAUUGGAAUACUUUGGAAACAUACUGAAUUUGUUGAACAACGUACUGAAUGUCGUCGUGCAAGACGUCUUGUUGUUUCUUCUAUGUUUACAGCCGGCAAUUAUGAAUAUGGUUUAUUUUGGUAUUUUUUACAAGAUGGUACUAUUCAAUUUGAAAGUAAACUUACUGGAAUUAUUGCACCAGGUGCAAUUGAAAAUGGUAAAAUCUCGGAAUCAGGCGGAUUAGUAUCUGAAGGAUUGUAUGGUCCACAUCAUCAACAUUUUUUUAAUAUGCGUAUUGAUUGGAUGCUUGAUGGAAUGGAAAAUUCUCUUGUUGAAAUUAAUUGUGAACGUUUACCAAAAGGAGAAAAAAAUCCAGCAGGCAAUGCUUGGAUAGCAAAAGAAACACUUUUAGAAACUGUUGGUCAAGCUCGUCGAUUACAUGAUGCAACUAUAGGACGUUUUUGGAAAAUAAUUAAUUCUCAAGUUAAAAAUCAUGUUAAUCAACCAAUUGGUUAUAAACUUGUUCCAUCGAAUCCAGCAUGUUAUCCAUUAUGUGAUUUAGAUUCUACACAAGGUGGUAGAAGUGCAUUUACACGGUAUCAUUUAUGGGGAACACAAUAUUAUCCUCAAGAAUUUUAUGCAGCUGGUCUUUUUCCUAAUCAAUCAAAAGGAGAUGAAGAUGGUAUUGCAAUUUAUAGUGAAAAACAUAAAGAUGAUUCAUUAGUUCAAUGUGAUCUUGUAACAUGGUAUACAUUUGGUACAACUCAUAUUGUUCGACCUGAAGAUUGGCCUGUAAUGACUGUUGAAACUGUUGGAUUUCGUUUACAACCUGUUGGAUUUUUUGCUGGUAGUGCAGCAAUUGAUGUUCCACCAUCAAUUCCAAAGAAAUGUCAUGAACAAACAUAUGUAAAUCAUUAA